Messenger RNA from Candidula unifasciata, 876 nucleotides. The record is from the annotation of a GenBank genome assembly. NCBI's taxonomy places the organism in Eukaryota, Metazoa, Mollusca, Gastropoda, Stylommatophora, Geomitridae.
AUGGCGCAGAGAGUGAGUUUCGACGAAGCUCGCACAAUUUUGAAAAAGUUUCGUGAUGAGCAGACGCGGGAUUCAGACUUGGUGGUCAGCCUGUGGGACAAUGUCCUGGCAAACAGUUACCACAAGCUUGGGGACGAUUUGUGGUUGGUUUAUGAGCAAGUCUGUACUGCAGCCCUUGACUGUCAGAGAUUUGACCUAGCUGAGCUGUGUAUAAGUUCCUUGGACCACAAAUUUCCUAAAAGUAUACGAGUCCGGCGUCUGCUGGGAAUGAUGUACGAAGCCAGGGGCGAGUACACAAAAGCAGAAGAGGAGUACAAAAAUAUACUGGAGAAGGAUGAGACAAACAUGUAUGCAAGAAAGAGGCAGGUGGCAAUCUUGAAGGCACAGAACAAAAUCCCAGAGGCUAUAUCCAAGUUGAACGACUAUUUGAAAAGUUUUAUGACGGACUACGAAGCCUGGAACGAACUCUGUGACCUGUAUCUAUCCCAGCAUGACUAUAACAAUGCAGCCUUCUGUCUGGAGGAGCUCAUUAUGUCUAACCCACACAAUCAUCUCUUCCACCAGAAGUAUGCUGAGAUUCGUUACACUCAGGGAGGCAAUGAGAACAUGGACUUGGCCAGGAGCUACUUUGCCCAGGCUGUCAAACUCAAUCCCAACAAUCUUCGAGCAUUGAUCGGGCUUUUCUUGGCAGCAUUAAAUCUGUCGGGAAGUUCCAGCGUCAUGGCCAAGGACAAGAAGCUGAACCUGAAAUAUGCAACAUGGGCGGCGGAGCAGAUUCAGAUUAGAUAUGAGAACCAACAGUCGGAGGAACAGCUCUCGGAGACAAAGGUGUUGACGUGUAUGAAGAAGCUGGUGGAGUCCUUACAAACACCGUAG